Molecule: messenger RNA, 2211 nt
Organism: Coffea eugenioides
Lineage: Eukaryota; Viridiplantae; Streptophyta; Magnoliopsida; Gentianales; Rubiaceae
Product: protein IWS1 homolog 1
Biological process (GO): regulation of DNA-templated transcription elongation; brassinosteroid mediated signaling pathway
Source: RefSeq, a predicted model, not a curated record
UCCCUCGUCUGCGUGAUCUUCAUCACAGCACCGCCCUACUCAUCCAUACAUACACGACAUCUAUAUAUAUUUAUAUAGUAUAUCUCUGCAUAUCGAUCUCUAUUUAUUGAAUCCAAAUUUCUUUUUCUCAUUCCCUCAGUUUCAUCUGUAAUCUCUUAAAUUAUGGGCUACGAAAACGACCCGUAUAGAGAUGAAGAUGGAGAGCCAUUGAUGGAUUACGACGAUGAUGUCAACUCCGAUCAUGAACAGGACCAGCAGCAGCAUCAUCAUCUCCUCGACGAUGAUGAGGAGAACGAUGACGGUUGGAACCGCAGGGAGCGGUCGCCGCCUACUCCGGUCCACGAUGAGUACAAAUCAAAGCCACGAAAGCGGCUGAUUAAGAAGUCGUCUGCGAGUGAGCCAGUGGCGGAUUUUCGGCUGAGGGACGAUGAUGCGGGUGAUUUUGGGGUUGGAGAGGAGGAUGACGUAGCGGGUUUGGUGAGGGAUGAGUCGGAGGACGGAGGGGGGCCGUCGUCGUCUUCUGGAGGUGGAGGUGGUGGGAAGAGGAAGAGGUUGGGAAAGGAGAGUGGUGGUGGAGAGAGGAAGAAGAAGAAGAGGAGAGAAGGGAAAGGAAAGAAGUUUAAGGUGAGAAAAGCAGGGCAUUCUGGAGGAGGGAGGUCGAGGGAUUAUGAAGAUGAGGAGGGGAUGUGGAAAACGGUUGCUGGAGAGAAUUCUGAGGAUGACCGAGAAGGUGUUAGGACGCUGGAUGAUGAUAACUUCAUAGACGACGCUGGUGUGGAUCCCGCUGACCGAUAUGGAAGUGACCGUGAACAUUCUCCUAGCAAUGCGCCCCAGGCAGAAGAAGGAGAGGAGGAUGAGGAAAUCAAGCAGCUCUUUAAAAAGGGCAAGAAAAAGAAGAAAAAUGAAAAAAGUGCUUCAGAGAUUGCAUAUCUGGUCGAGAGUGUCAUGGCUGAACUUGAAGUUGUUGCUGAAGCUGAUGCAGACCUAAAUAGACAGAAUCAGCCUGCGAUAAUUAAACUGAAGAAGCUGCCUCUUCUUACAGAGGUGCUUUCAAAGAAGCAGUUGCAACAAGAAUUUUUAGAUCAUGGAGUUUUGAAUAUAUUGAAAAACUGGCUUGAGCCCCUUCCUGAUGGAAGCUUACCCAAUAUUAACAUCCGUGCAGCAAUUCUGAAGAUUCUUACUGAUUUGCCAAUUGAUUUAGAGCAGCACGAUAGAAGAGAGCAAUUAAAGGGAAGUGGUCUUGGAAAGGUUGUUAUGUUUCUAUCAAAAUCGGAUGAAGAGACUACUGCCAACCGGAAACUUGCAAAGGACUUGAUUGAUAAAUGGAGUCGACCCAUAUUCAAUAAGAGCACAAGGUUUGAAGACAUGCGAAACUUUGAAGAUGAGAGGGCUGCAUUUAGGAGGCCAUCUGUUAAAAAGCCAAUGAGCAAAGGUGCAGGAAUGGAAUCCAGAGAUGACGAUCUUGAUUUAGCUGGCUACUCACAGGGAUCAAAAUCUGGCCAGUCAUCUUCUAGACAACAUGCCUCUAGACCUGAAGCCAUGUCUAUGGAUUUUGUGGUACGACCCCAAUCCAAGGUUGAUCCUGAAGAAGUUAGGGCCCGGGCUAAACAAAUUGUUCAAGAUCAGCGUCGUCUGAAGAUGAAUAAGAAGUUGCAGCAGUUGAAAGCUCCGAAGAAAAAGCAGCUGCAAGCUACAAAACUCAGCGUGGAGGGUCGUGGGAUGGUUAAAUACUUGUAAUUGCGGUGCUUAUUUGUUUAUUGGGUUGGCUGAAAAAUGUGAUGCCUCUCCUCUGUGUUAACUUGCGCGCUUAUUGCAUGAAGUGGAAACAUCAACACGUAGUUGUGGUCCCUUGGCCAGUCAUACUGGUGUAACUUUCUUGAGCGACUAAUGGACGGUUUCUUCAUUCUGCAGUCAUGUUGGAGAUUUCUUCAGACGGACAUAACAGGCUUAAGUACCGGUUUGUGCAGAUUCUGAAGUGUAUUCGAAUAUCAUUUCUGGUUUUCUUAUAUAUAUGACCUUCAUGGUUAUUUCUUAAGCACCUGUCGACUAGCUGUGGCUCAUUGAUACUUUUUCAUUUUUUCCAAAAGCGGCAGAUGUGGCUCAUUGAUACUUGAUAAAUGCAAAGCUGUAACUAAAUAGUGUAUUGUCCAUGGAACCAAGAAUUCAGAAAACAGUUUUCCAUUGCAAUGAAUCAUGAAAUGAUUCUGUGCA